Molecule: messenger RNA, 7668 nt
Organism: Heterotrigona itama
Lineage: Eukaryota; Metazoa; Arthropoda; Insecta; Hymenoptera; Apidae
Source: the annotation of a GenBank genome assembly
UAUCAAUUCACCGUGAUUGCCACGGACUCUGGCGAGGUACCGAAAUCCGCGAGCGCCACGGUGAUACUGACCGUGACCGACGUGAACGACAACGAUCCCUACUUCGAUCCUAAGAACUACGAGGCUGUGGUCUCCGAGGACGAUCCGCCGGGCACUCCGGUCACCUCUGUCACGGCGACCGAUGCGGACGAGGACGCCAGGAUACAUUACGAAAUCACGGCUGGUAACACGAGAGGCCGAUUCUCGAUCGCGUCUCAGAACGGACGCGGUCUGAUAACGGUGGCUCAACCGCUCGACUACAAGCAGGAAAAGAGAUUCGUUCUCACUGUCACGGCAUCGGACAGUGGCGGUAGAACGGAUACGGCUCUCGUCUACGUGAACGUCUCGGACGCUAAUAAUUUCGAGCCGGUGUUCGAGAACACGCCUUACGCCGUGUCGUUGUUCGAGGAUGCGCCGAUUGGCACGACAGUUCUGGUUGUCAGCGCGACUGACUCAGACGUUGGGAAGAAUGCUCAGAUCACGUACAGUUUAGGCACCGACGGCGGCGAGUCGGCAUCCGAGUUCACUAUAAAUCCGCAAACCGGGGCCAUCACGACCACUCGCACGUUGGAUCGUGAACAGGUGCCUGGUUACUUUUUGACUGUUACCGCGAGAGACGGGGGCGUGCCGCCAUUGUCGGACACCAUCAACGUGGAGAUAUCCGUCACGGACGUGAACGACAAUGCUCCGGUUUUCGAAGCACCUCAGUACCAAGGAUCCAUCCCGGAGGACGUGGCAGGUGGUACCAGCGUUCUCAGAGUUUCCGCCACCGACGCCGACACGGACCUGAACGGGAGAGUGAGGUACGCUCUGGAAGACGACGGAGACGGCGCGUUUGCCGUCGACUCGACGACAGGCGUGAUCAGAACAGCCAAACCGUUGGACAGAGAAUCGGUCGCGACGUACACUUUGAAAGCUGUUGCGAUGGACAGAGGAUCUCCCUCGCUGUCGACGGUGGUGCCGGUGACGAUCAAAAUACAGGACGUGAAUGACUCGCCACCGGCUUUCGAGAACGACAAGAUCGUCCUUUACAUAGCUGAGAAUUCACCGAUCGGCUCGACCGUCGGUGAAAUUUACGCGCACGACCCGGACGAGGGACCGAACGCGGUUGUGCAGUAUUCCGUGAUAGGAGGGGAAGAUUCGAACAGUUUCGCUUUGAAUGUCAGAUCGGGCGCGGACCGAGCGGAAUUGAUCACCCUCGAGGAGUUGGACUACGAGUCGCCGAAGAAGAAGUUCGAGCUGGUGGUGCGUGCCGCCUCGCCUCCUCUGAGAUCGGACGCUCUGGUUCAGAUACUGGUGACCGACGUGAACGACAACGCGCCAGUGUUGAAGGACUUUCAGAUCAUAUUCAACAAUUUCAAGGACUUCUUCCCGACCGCCCCUAUAGGCAAAAUACCAGCCGUCGACGCGGACGUCACGGAUAAAUUAACGUACAUCGUGCUCGCCGGCAACAACGCGAAUUUGAUCGACUUGAACAGAACCAGCGGUGAGAUCCGACUGUCGCCGCAACUCAACACAAACGUGCCGCGUGUUGCGACGAUGGAGGUGUCCGUCACGGACGGUAUCAACGAGGUCAAGGCCACGAUGACUCUCUCGGUGCGCUUGAUCACCGAUAAAAUGCUCCUCAACUCCAUUACCGUUAGAUUGGACGACAUGACGGCCGAGGCUUUCCUCAGCCCUCUCUUCUCCGCGCGUAAAGUAGAACCAGGCGUGACCGACGAGUUUUACAGCCCGCAAUUUCUUCAAGAACGCGUGUACCUGAACAGGGGCAUACUGGCGAGGCUGGCGACGGUCACGGUGUUGCCGUUCGAUGACAACCUUUGCGUCAGAGAGCCAUGCUUGAAUUUCGAGGAAUGCCUGACGGUAUUGAAAUUUGGCAACGCCUCUGGAUUCGCCAGCAGCGACACGGUAUUGUUCAGGCCUAUAUACCCGGUGACAACGUUUGCCUGCAGAUGCGCGAAGGGUUUCACUGGUAGCAAGGAGUCUUAUCUGUGCGACACGGAGGUUAAUUUAUGUUACUCGAAUCCGUGUAUGAACGGCGGCACUUGUUACAGAAGGGAAGGUGGAUACGCGUGUUCAUGCGACCGGCAAUUCACCGGGAAGGACUGCGAGGUCUCGUUGGAGAAGGAUUCUUGCGGCCCAGGGAUCUGCAAAGGAGGUUCCCAGUGCGCUGUGAAAACGGCAGGCGGCUUCACUUGCGAGGGUUGCCCGGUAACGCCUCUAGUGGAGAACGUGACGCCACUGUGCGAGCUGCGAGCACGUAGCUUUGGACCCGCGACAUUCCUCACGUUCGCGUCACUGAGGCAGAGGCACAGGCUGCACGUGAAACUGAGAUUCGCCACGGAAGCGGCGAACGGUCUUCUCCUCUACAACGGUCGUUACAACGAGAAGCACGACUUCGUAGCUCUGGAGAUAAUCGACUCCGAGGUACAGUUCAGCUUCUCGCUCGGCGACGAGAUCACGCGAGCGAGUGCCAGCAUACCCGGCGGCAUCUCCGACGGUCAGUGGCAUCAGGUAGAAGUCCAUUACAUAAACAAAACUGUGACGAUCUCUCUGGACAACUGCGACGUUGCCCUUGCUUUGGAAUACGGCGAGAGACUUGGGACGAAAUGGUCCUGCGCGGGUAGAAGCGAGCAGGUGUUGGAAGAGCGUUGCAGCAUCGUCACCGAGACGUGUCAUCGAUUCUUGGAUCUGACAGGACCAUUGCAACUGGGCGGCCUACCUGCCAUACCGUCUAGCUUUCGUAUCAGAAACAAGGACUUUGUCGGUUGCAUCAGCGACCUGUACGUCGAUCAUAUCUUCGUCGAUCUGAAUUCGUUCGUGGCGGACAACGGUACCAACCCUGGUUGCCCGGAGAAGAUCUCCUUCUGUUCGUCCACUCCGUGCAAGAACAACGGCAAGUGCCGCGAGAUAUGGUCCGGUUUCGUUUGCGAGUGCGAGGAGAACUUUGCCGGGCCUACCUGUGGCGACGAGGUUGGCAAACCGUGGAACUUCCACGGCGACGGGAUGCUCAGCUUUAAUCCUUUGCUAAGGCCGAUUCAGCUGCCUUGGUUAACGGCCCUCAGCCUGCGGACGCGAUCCAAGCAGGCGUUCGUCAUGAGCGUGCAAAUCGGGCAGAACAGUUCCGCGUUGCUGGAGAUCCGGGAUGGUAAACUAGUUGCCCUGUUAGACGGCACGGACAUCGUACAAACGUGGAACAACGUCGGCGACGGUGAAUGGCACAGGGUGGAGAUCGUCUGGCAGAGUGGUCAGGUGUCUCUCGAUAUCGACUACAGGAACAGGCCGGUAUCGUCGCCGUUGCCAGCGAAAUUGCAGGGUCUGUACAUCGGCAGGAUACUGGUCGGUGGACCGGAACCGUCGACGAACGCCGAGCUACCGUACUUCGACGGCUGUCUGCAGGACAUUCGUAUAGGCAGCAACCAGAGCAUACUGUUAAGGCCGACCGUUCAGGAGAACGUGGCGACCGGCUGCAGCUCGGAGGCUGAGUGCAACGUCGACUGUCCGGCGGAGGCAUCGAUCUGCGUGCCCAAGUGGCAAGCGGGCGAGUGCGUUUGCGCGACAGGUCGCGUAGGACGUGAUUGCGAGCCUGUCUGCGAUUUGAAUCCCUGCAACAACACUGGCACCUGCGUCGAGGACACAGCGUCCCGCAGGGGAUACAGAUGCGAGUGUAACUCGCCGGAAUACUCCGGCGACUAUUGCGAGAUCAAAGCUGACCAACCUUGCCCGGCAACUUGGUGGGGCUCGCCCGUGUGCGGCCCUUGCCAUUGCGACGAGUCCAAGGGCUACGACCCCGCGUGCAACAAGACCACAGGCGAAUGCUACUGCAAGGAAAAUCACUAUCAACCUUCGGGUAAGAAAGAGUGCAUCCCUUGCGAAUGUUACGCAACCGGAAGCUUCGGCCCUCGCUGCGACACCGAGACUGGACAGUGUCGGUGCAGGGUCGGGGUCAUCGGACGAUCUUGCACAGCCUGUCCUAAUCCAUACGCCGAGGUCACCCUUCGUGGCUGCGAGGUAGUGUACGACGGGUGUCCUAGAUCCUACGCCGAAGGUUUGUGGUGGCCGAGGACCAAGUUCGGGAUGAUUGCUAUCGAGGAUUGCCCUGGCGUGGCCGAGGGAAAGACUUCCAGAUCCUGCGACGACAAACUGGGCGGCUGGCAGGAACCUGAUCUCUUCAACUGCACUUCAGAAGCGUUUAUCGAACAGAGGCAUCAGCUAGCCGCGCUAGAGACCAAGGAACUGACGUUGAACACCUACGUCGCCGUUAAAAUAGCGAAGGACGUGCACAGAGCGGUGAACGCGACCAAAGAAUUGUACGGCGCUGAUUUGUUGAUCGCUGAAUCUCUGCUAGCGGCAUUGUUGCAGUACGAAGAGAGUUUGGUCGGAUUGAACUUGACUCACAGCCAAGACAAAGACUACGUUUCUCAUCUGGUCGGGAUCGCCAGCCACAUUUUGAAGUCCAAAUAUCUGGAAAAGUGGUCGAGAAUUGAAACUCUUAACGACGACACCGCUGACAAGAUAUUGGCCGCGAUGGCCAACUAUUUGAAGACCCUGACUGCCUCUCAGCACGAUAUUUUCACCAAUCCUUUCGAAUGUUGGGCCUGGACAUAGUAACUUCUGAGAGUUUAUUCGGAUAUGAGACGGCAGAGUACUUGGAAGACCCGACAGCGUCUACGAUAAGGCCGACUGAAGCGGAUCAGAAAGUCGUGUUGCCUGAUACCUCUGCGUUCUUGUCGUCCCCUGCCCACUUCGGCCCGUCAAUUACCUUCCCAAAAUAUAACAACUACAUGGCCGAUCCAAACAGAUUCGAUCCCUAUUCAAAGAUACGAGUGCCUCUCAAUGUGUUAGGCAUAAAGCCUCUGAUACAAGGGGAGUUAAACGUUAAGAAAAGUUUGGUCAAUCGAAAGGCUGUGUUGAGUUACGUGCAGUAUAAGCAAUUGGGUGCCCUACUGCCUCGGAGAUUUGACGAUUCCGUAGCAGUUAGAUGGGGCGUGGAAGUAGCGGUAGCAUCGCCAGUCGUGACAGUGUCCGUUUUAGUACCUUCCGACAACGGUUACGAGUCUCUGACUGGAAUUCCCCUCCAGUCCCCAGUUCAAAUCAGUCUCUGGCUUAGCGAAAGGGAUGAAAUCAAGACUAGAACCAAUCCACAAUGUGUACAUUGGAGUACGAUUAGAGGAAUCGGCGAGUGGAGUAGAAUAGGUUGUACCACAGAGAUCGAGGAUGAUUCUUUGUCAUUCGGCACUAUUGUAAACUGCUCCUGUUUCCAAUUGUCCACGUUUGCAAUAUUGACGGACGUACUCGAUCCGGAAUACGUUCCGGAACCGUCUCUGUUGGAAGAUGUAACAAGCUACAGCGCGUUCAUGCUCGCAUUGCCCUUGCUAUUAUCCGCCCUACUUAUCCUGGCCUUGAUACGAGGCGGUGGUACAAAUUCAAAUAGCAUUCACAAAAAUUUGGUAAUGUGCGUCUUCGUCGCCGAGGUGCUCUACUUGGUCGCGCUGAAAGCGAGAAGCCCUCUAGUCUCGAACGAGUUCCCAUGUAAACUGACGGCAAUUGGUUUGCACUAUGCUUGGUUGAGCACAUUCUCGUGGACUUUGGUCGACUCUAUUCAUCUCUAUCGGAUGCUUACCGAAAUGAGAGACGUGAACCAUGGACAAAUGAGGUUCUAUUAUACGAUGGGAUAUGGCGCUCCAGCUAUCAUCGUUGGACUGACUAUUGGAGUUAGAGCUGAUCAAUACGGAAACUUUUAUUUCUGCUGGUUGUCAAUUUAUGAAACUGUGAUCUGGUCCUUGAUAGGGCCAGUUUGUCUGGCGGUCUUGGUGAAUUUCUGCAUUCUCGUCAUGUCAGUGCGGGCAGCUUUUACGUUAAAAGAACACAUUAUGGGUUUCGGGAACUUAAGGACGUUACUUUGGCUAUCGGUAGCUUCGUUGCCUCUUCUUGGGUCCACAUGGACUCUGACCGUUCUCAAUGCCUCCGAAAAUUCCCCAACACUGUCAUAUCUGCUUAGUAUAGCAGUAGUUGUCCACGCGUCGUUUAGCUUGAUUGGCUAUUGCUUCAUUAACGGCAGAGUACGAAGGAAUUUGUAUUUGAGUCUAUUAAGGUGUAUUGGAAAAAAGACGCCUUUGUUAGAGGGAAGCAUGGGGAACGGAAGCAGCAGUCAGAAUGUAAAUGGUCACUCGCGAUCUGCGUUGGCUUAUUCAUCGACGUAUAGCGGGGCAGAAUCCGUAUGCAGAAGAGUGCAUGUAGGAGUCUCAACGAGCAGUACAACUUCACGAAGUACAAAUAAGACUGGAUCCAGUCCCUAUCGUAGCGAUACACAUUUAAGGCAUACAUCAACAUCCACGAGCAAUUAUAACAGCGACAGAGAUCCCUAUAUGUCUUCUAGGAGUCAUCGAUCAGCGUUACACUCUAGACAAGAAGCGACAGAACCAAGGAAUCAACGUAGAGAUUCUGAAUCUGAUUCAGACGGUUCCCAAGCGGAGGGUGGAGGAAGAAGUUUAGAUCUUGCGAGUUCACACAGUUCCGACGAAGAAGACGUCAGGUCGAGAUCGCACAGGAACAUGGGCGUUUCGACGCAGCAACCUGUCGCGCACAAUUAUUUGCCUAACAUUCACAGCAAUCCUACCGAACACUUGAACAUACUUUGCUCGAACACAGAACUAUUUCCGAACAUCAAACCCAUUUAUGCACCUAGGUGGAGUUCUCAAUUACCGGAAACAUAUUUAUCGUCAAAUGUAAUAGACGUGCGUGGGAGUCAGUGGUCCGGAGGCACCAUGUCCGACAACGAAAUGGCCUCGAACAAAACCUCCAGUCCAAAUCCGUUGCCUUAUCCUGAAAUGAAUUCGCCACAGAAAAGUCAACCGGAUGAAAAUUACUCGGAAGGGGAAGAGAAGCUUCAUCAUCUCGGAGAGAAAUACUUGUUCCCAUAUACCGCUGAAGAAGAUCACACUGUCUCGCCUACUCCUUACAUGCUGCCCAUUUCUUCGCGCAUUCUUGCUUCCAGCAUGAGCCACCAUUCGCAAAAUUCAAACCACGAGAAUUUGAGCGGUUCGGAGCGCUAUGGAAGUUUGAAGAGGGGGCAGAGCCUACAUGGCUCUCAGCACGAUAAUCUCAGCGGCUCGGAAAGAUACGGUAGCUUGAAGCGCGGCAAAAUUACACCGACCGUGCUAGAAGAUUCGCCGGAAUAUAUUCUACCGAUGAGCGGUAGAAUAUUGUCUAGUUCGCUGACUCACGAUCUACAGCAUAGCAAUGAAUUGGCUGCGCUUAGGCAGCAGCAACAGCAACAAUACGAACAAACCAUUACAGAGACAGAGUUAAUAUUCGGAAGAUCGUCGUCUUUAACAUAAAGUCAUUGCGAUAUCGCGUGAACGCCGAGCGCUACCAGACAGCAUUUUAUCCAGCAUUUAUUAUCGAGACAUCAUCGACAAGUCUUAGUCAUACUCAGCAUUUUGAUAUCAUGUUUCUACUAAGGUACGUUAUACACAGACAGAUGUAAUCCAUGUCACUAGAAGAUUUCGCACAAUAAGGUAUAAGUAUGUGUAUAUGUGUAUAUAUAUAUAUAUAUAUAUUAUAUAUAUAAAACGAUGUGCAAAUGUCAGAGAUCUUGCUGUGCAAAUCCAAUCAGAAUUCAAUUCU